Messenger RNA from Cladophialophora immunda, 2013 nucleotides. RefSeq lists its product as uncharacterized. The coding region runs from base 161 to 1852 and encodes 563 amino acids. The transcript is spliced from 2 exons. Lineage: Eukaryota; Fungi; Ascomycota; Eurotiomycetes; Chaetothyriales; Herpotrichiellaceae. Gene Ontology annotation, molecular function: transmembrane transporter activity. The record is from RefSeq and is a predicted model, not a curated record. Gene Ontology annotation, biological process: transmembrane transport.
UAAGGGAUCUGAUCUUUGCUCGUCGCUGUAACGAUAUGGCGACGCCUCUCGCUUGGUUCAUAAACGUCUUCGUCCCCAGCUCAUUUUGCGGUGCAUUUUCCCUUCGUAGUGUUUUUUUUGCGCCUCAAGAUUCAUUGGCUUCGUUCAAGCGCCCGGCCGUAUGGAGUACGCUGAGGAACUUCCGGGCACGCGCCGCAUUUUUGACGCUGAAGGGAAGCCGCUCUAUCCUGGAGAUGCAGCACUGAAGAGGCACGGGGACAUAGUCCUGGUUCCUCAGCCAACUGACUCGCCCAAUGAUCCUCUCCACUGGUCCUUGUCCCGGAAAAUAUGGCACAGCUUUCUCGUUUGCUAUGUUACGGCCUUGACAGCCGCUACUUCCAACGAUGCGGGCGCCGCUCAAUACAAUGAGAAUCUUGAACUGGGCAUCAGUUAUGGCUCGUUCAAUACCGGCGCUGGUGUGCUGUUCUGCGGAAUCGGUUACUGGACAUUGCUUUCUUCUCCAGCCGUCUACCUGUACGGUCGCCGCAUCUUGUACUUGGUUGGCAUGACGCUGGGGUUCAUCGGAGGUAUCUGGUUCGCCAGAGGGCAGACGACGAGUGACGCUGUCUGGAAUCAGCUUUUUGUCGGCGCAUCCGAGUCCGUGGCCGAAGCGACGGUUCAGUUGUCACUGAUGGAUCUGUGGUUUCAACACCAGCGUGGGUCAGUGCUCGGCAUUUAUGUGUUGGCAACCAGUAUUGGUACAUACUUGGGACCCUUGAUCGCCAGCUACAUUGCAGACAGCAGCCUGGAUUGGAGAUGGAUCGGAUAUUUCGGAGCCAUUAUCUCUGGAGGGACCUUUUUGGUGCUUCUCUUCGGUCUGGAGGAGACGGCGUUCCACCGCGAUCGGUAUUUGGUCAAUGACGGAGACAGGUAUUUGAUCGACGGUGUUAACAGAACCGGUAGCGACAAUUCCGCAGGCUUGGAGGCGGAAGGACCCGAGAAAGAAAAGGUUGCCGGUGAACCUGAGUCGCAGGCUGUGGCUCCUCGCCAUGCGUCUGUUGCAGAAGAACGACUUGCGGCCGAGGACCGCCCCAAGUCGUAUUGGCGACGCAUUGCCAUCAUCACUCCCGCUCCCAAUCUACGCGGGCUCGGCUUCAAGCAAUACUUCCAGCGCCUCUUCCACACUCUGCGGAUCUUUACUUUCCCUGCCGUCCUGUACUCUGGGUUGCAAUGGGGUGCCCAGGACGCUUGGCUUACCUUUUAUCUGACCGUCGAGGAAGAUAACUGGUAUGGUCCGCCAUGGAAUUACAGCGACGCCGCUGAUGGGCUGAUGAACGUCCCCUGCCUUAUUGGUGCCGUUAUCGGAGCCACAUAUGGUGGAUGGCUCAGCGACAAGUUCAUGUUAUGGAUGGCCAAGAGAAACGGGGGUGUAAGCGAAGCCGAACAUCGACUGUGGCUCAUGUACCCAUGUGCCGCCAUCUUCCCUACUGGUCUCUGGCUGUUUGGAAUCGGGACCAGCUACGGGUGGUCCUGGCCCGCCCCGUAUGUUGGUCUGGGCUUCAUCGGCUUUGGAUGGGGCUGUUGUGGCGACUUGAGCAUGGCGUACCUGAUGGAUGCCUACCCGGACAUGGUCUUGGAAGGCAUGGUGGGCGUGGCAACGAUUAAUAACUCGAUCGCACUCGUCUUCACAUUCACGGCUUCCGACUGGAUCGACGCGAGCGGUGUUCGAAACACAUUUGUGGCAAUUGGGGUUUUGGCCUUCGUUUUCAUCAUGACAACUGUGCCCAUGAUGAUCUGGGGCAAGAGGUCUCGUCGCUGGACAAGGAACCGAUACCAGCGAUUCUUGGAGAUUCGCGAUGGUUUCUCAAGCUAAGUCGUUGGGGAAUAGGCGGCGAUCCAAGGGAUCUUCGGGGAUGCGCUGUCGCCGAAACAUUCGCACUGUAACAUCUUGACGUGCAAUUCUAUAAGUCAAUAUCUCUGGUGAUAUAUUCCAUGUCUAGCGUUUUCAAAUCGAAUUUGGUGGUAUGAAGGUGA